AUGAAGAGUGAUGGCUCCAGCAGACAUGUUGGAAGCGGACCGUCGAGCCAGUGUUGGGAACGGGCCAAAGCGCCGAAAAAAAGGCGGAUCGAAACCAAAAAGUUUUCUCCAGGCUGGACGAAGAUGUUCCCGUGGCUAACUUACUGUCAGGCUGACAACACAAUGAAAUGUAAAGUGUGCAGUCAGAGAGCUGACAGCCACCAAAGGACACUUAAUCAAGCUAAAGCACACAGAGACAAUGCAUUCAAGGUUGCACUUAAAACAGUUCUAUGGUUAACUAAUGAGGAAGUGGCUAAUGUUAAAUACCGAAGUUUGAUUCAUUUCCUUCAAAACCUUGGUGUUGAAGAUGCAAAGUCUUUGAAGAAAUCUGGCAAUGCCCAGUACACCAGUCCCAAAAUCUUCAACCAACUGCUCGAUGCUCUAAAUGCAGUUUCCAUUCAAGUGCUGAAAGCUGCUAUAAGUAAUUCCCCUUUCGUGGGUAUUGGGAUCGAUGAAAGUACGGACCUGUCGCAGGAAAAGCAUAUCGCAGUGGUUGUACGAUAUGUUUCCGUAGAGGGCCAAGUGGUAACAACCUUCUUGAAACUGGAAGCCAUUAAGGAUGGAAAAGCCCAAUCCCUCUUUGAUGCCACUGCCAGCGUGUUGUUACAAUUUGGUGUUCCAUUCAGUAAGGUUGUUGGAUUGGGCGCCGACGGUGUGAAUGUGAUGUCAAGCGAGCAGAAUGGACUCAACGGCCUCAUGAAAGUUCAGAACCCUUACUGUCUCUAUGUUCACUGUGUAUGCCACAGACUGGCAUUGUCUGUCAGUAACUGCCAACAACAGAUACCAGCUCUGGAUACACUUACUAAGAUCAUAGGGAGUGUAUAUAACUAUGUCCAAUACUCCAAGCUUGAGAGGUUCAAAGACAUCUCCGCAAUACUUGAUAUGGCCACUGUCAAAUUCAAACGUCUUUUUGAGAUCAGAUGGCUAUGCUUGGGCGAGGCAGUUGUGGCAGUCAUAAGGAAUUAUGAACCUCUGAUGGUUCUUCUCAGCCAAGAUGCUAACAAUGGCGACCCAACAGCCAUAGGUCUCAAUCAACAACUAUCGUCAUUUAAAUGGGUGGCCCUCUUACACCUGGUUGCAGAUGUGCUGAACACAAUUAAUCACCUCAGCAGGCUGUUUCAGCACAAUGAUGUGUCCUUUUCAGCAAUUCGGGGCGAGUUACAGGAUUGCUUGGAAACACUCAAUGACAUGAGACAACAGAAUGGCCCUUAUAUGACUAGUUUAAUGACCAGCCUGACACCUGAAAAUGUGUUCAAAGGAGUUACUCUGUCUGACGCCAGAGGUCGUCGUGGAGGAAACCAGCAGGAGGUGUUCAGGACGAUAAGAGAGGAGCUUCUUACAACCUUACAUGGAAACAUAAGGGGGAGAUUUCCAAGGGUUGAUAUCUUGGAAGCUAUGCAGAUCUUUGAACCAGCCAGCUACCCAGGGCUUGACAGACUUCUGGCAUGGGGCAAUGUACACUUGGAGACGUUAUUGGAUCACUAUGGGCAGCAAGAGAUGAACAGUGAAGGUGUUAGGUUUGAUCCACUUGUUGACCCGGACCGAUGCAGGGAAGAAUUCCUACCCUUCAAGAGAGCUGUGGCUAGGAAUCUCGGGGAGGACCAAGUCCACCGAUACAGGCCUACAGAGCUGUUUCAACACAUGUUCAGUCUAAUAGAUGGACAGGGGCAGCGACAAAUUUUCCCAGGUGUCUGA
This is a messenger RNA of Liolophura sinensis, 1734 nucleotides long. RefSeq lists its product as uncharacterized. Bases 1 to 1734 code for a protein of 577 amino acids. The record is from RefSeq and is a predicted model, not a curated record. NCBI's taxonomy places the organism in Eukaryota, Metazoa, Mollusca, Polyplacophora, Chitonida, Chitonidae. The transcript is spliced from 4 exons.